AUGGCCGUGGGAAGUGCUUAUCAUUCUUCCAUUUACUCUUCCGAUCAAGAAUAUUUCAAAGAUCUUGCAAUCGCGUACAUCGCUGAGUUUCGUAUUCUUUAUGAUGCAGGAUUGCGCUCCAUCCAGAUUGAUGAUCCAUGCCUAUUAUUUUUUGUUACCGAUGAAUUCCGAUCCGGUUGCGAGAUGGACGGUGUUGAUCCUGACGAAUUGAUUGACCAAUAUAUCUCGGCACAUAAUCAAUGCCUUGUAGGGAAGCCGGCAGACCUACAUGUUGGGCUGCAUCUUUGCCGUGGUAAUAUGGCUGGCUCAACUCAUAUUAUGACAGGAUCCUACGAGCGAAUCGCUAAAAAGAUGUUUAGUGAAUUAAAUUAUGAUACAUACUAUCUUGAGUACGAUACCGCCAGAGCAGGUGAUUUUGAGCCACUCCGUCAUUUACCGAUUGGUAAAAAUAUUAUCCUUGGAGUCGUCUCCACAAAAUCACCGGAAAUGGAAGAUAUAGAUGAGCUUGUGAAUCGAGUAUAUUCUGCCGCCGAGGUAAUUGCUCGCGGGCAGGGGCGAACUGUAAGCGAGGUCGUUGAGUCGUCCCUUGGAGUCAGUCCUCAAUGUGGUUUUGCAAGCAUGAGUUUAGGUGGGGGUCGUGGCAUGACGAUGGAUGUUAUGUGGGAGAAGCUCUUACUAGUCAAGAAUCUUGCCGCGCGAAUCUGGGACUGA
This is a messenger RNA of Penicillium macrosclerotiorum, 711 nucleotides long. Its product is annotated as cobalamin-independent methionine synthase II family protein. NCBI's taxonomy places the organism in Eukaryota, Fungi, Ascomycota, Eurotiomycetes, Eurotiales, Aspergillaceae. The record is from RefSeq and is a predicted model, not a curated record. The transcript is spliced from 2 exons. The coding region runs from base 1 to 711 and encodes 236 amino acids. Gene Ontology annotation, molecular function: zinc ion binding; 5-methyltetrahydropteroyltriglutamate-homocysteine S-methyltransferase activity.